This is a messenger RNA of Candidula unifasciata, 1080 nucleotides long. Lineage: Eukaryota; Metazoa; Mollusca; Gastropoda; Stylommatophora; Geomitridae. The record is from the annotation of a GenBank genome assembly.
AUGAGAGUGAUUGUGUGGAGACGCUCAAAGCUGAGUGGAAACUUUUGGAACAUUCUGAAGAUUGCACUAGUUACACUGUUGAUUGUAACAUUUGUGGUGCCACUCAGAAACAUCUUCUUUUCUGCUGCUCUACCAGGAAUGUGGAAAGAACAUAGCACUUUCUUUCUGUUGAAGGUCGUGUUGGAUUACCAGUCUUUACCUGCUGAUGGCGGUCACCUAAGUCAUAGCUCAGUAAUAUUUAAUAUUAACACAAACAAAAUGCAAGAGAGGUUCCCUCUUUCUCAACAAAGUUUCCAGGCGUACUAUGACAGAGUUGCAGUACUUAGUAAAUUGUCCGCUUCAGACAGGGCGGCAAGAUUAGAACUUGAGCAGCUGCAACGUUUUAAGCCUGGGAUGUCUAAACAUGAAAGAGCAAUUUCUUUGUUUACUCUGGAUGUGUUUGUCAGUGCUUGCGAAGCUGCCAACCUGACAUACUUUCUAGUUUCAGGCUCAGCAUUGGGGGCCUUGCGCCACCAUGGCAUAAUCCCAUGGGAUGAUGAUAUUGACAUCAUGAUGAAUUCUUCAGAGUGGAAGAUGAUCACCAAAGUCCUUGGAAAUUUGCCAGAUUUUGAGCUAUACAGGCCAAGAAAUGUACAGUGGAAGUUUUUUAUGAAGUCUUUACCUGCAGGCAACAAACCAUUUAAGUGGCCUAAUGUAGACAUUUUCUUUUUUAAUGAGGAUGACACUCACGUUUGGGCUCAAACUAUGGGAGCAAAAGCAUCACUAUGUAGUAAAAAGUCUGAUGUGUUUCCACUGGUGAGAAGGAAGUUUGAAAUGUGGAACCUCCCUGCACCAAGACGGUUGCACUUUUUAGUCUCAGCUGAGUUUGGUCAGUAUCAGUCAGUGUGUAAAACCUCAUAUUAUGACCACAAAAAAAAUAGGUUUUCUCCAAAGCAUACUUUGGCAACGGUUGAUUGUGAAAAGUUGCAUAAUGUGUUCCCAUUUGUAUUCCGGGAAACACACAAACAAGGAGUUAUUGUUGAAGUCUGUAAGAUUGGGGAGAAGGUUCUGAGAAAUAUUACUGUGCCUUUAGACUUGUGA